AUGCAGAAGGACGUCAAGUGGCCGCUCGGGUGGCCCACAGGCGGGUACCCCGCGCCGCAGGGGCCGUACUACUGCGGCACGGGCGCGGACAAGGCGUGGGGUCGCGACAUCGUGGACGCGCACUACAAGGCGUGCCUGUACGCGGGAGUUAAGAUCAGCGGCAUCAACGCGGAGGUCAUGCCCGGCCAGUGGGAGUUCCAAGUGGGGCCGUGCACGGGCAUUGAGGCGGGUGAUCACCUCUGGAUGGGUCGCUACCUGCUCGAGAGAGUGACGGAGAUGGCUGGUGUGGUUCUGACGCUCGAUCCUAAGCCCAUUGAGGGCGAUUGGAACGGUGCAGGGUGCCACACCAACUACAGCACCAAGGCGAUGCGCGAGGAGGGCGGGUACGACGUGAUCCUGAAGGCCAUUGAGAAGCUGGGCCUGCGGCACAAGGAGCACAUCGCCGCCUAUGGCGAGGGCAACGAGCGACGGCUCACUGGCAAGCACGAGACUGCUGACGUCAACACCUUCUCAUGGGGUGUGGCGAACCGUGGGUGCUCGGUGCGAGUGGGACGGGACACGGAGGCCCAGAAGAAGGGGUACUUUGAGGACCGCCGGCCGGCCAGCAACAUGGACCCCUACGUGGUCACCUCCAAGAUUGCCGACACCACCAUCCUCUGGGACCCCAAGGGUGAGACAGGCGUUGCCCUGCAAUGA
Closterium sp. Naga37s-1 is the source of this 696-nucleotide messenger RNA. Lineage: Eukaryota; Viridiplantae; Streptophyta; Zygnematophyceae; Desmidiales; Closteriaceae. The record is from the annotation of a GenBank genome assembly.